Lepidothrix coronata (blue-crowned manakin) is the source of this 1302-nucleotide messenger RNA. Its product is annotated as collagen alpha-1(I) chain-like. Bases 1 to 1302 code for a protein of 433 amino acids. NCBI's taxonomy places the organism in Eukaryota, Metazoa, Chordata, Aves, Passeriformes, Pipridae. The record is from RefSeq and is a predicted model, not a curated record. The transcript is spliced from 16 exons.
AUGGUUAAGCUGGAGAGAGACCUGGAAGAUCCUCUGGGCUUGGAUCCUUUUCCCAGUGUCCUGGGCAGUCCUGAGGGGCCAGGAGAAGCCCAGAGCCUGGAGCUGGAACCUCUGGAAUUGCCGGAGUCCGGAGGAGUCUCCAAGGGUCCACCUGCUGGUGAUUCUCAGCCUGGGCACCAGUUCCUGGGAAACCCUCCUGAAUCCUUGGAGAAAACGCCCGAGGAAAGACAGGAGGAGAGAGACUCGAGAGGGACAAACUCUUCUCUCCUCGGGGGCUUGGCUGUGCCCCCACCGUUCCCAGAGGAUGAUCUGCAAGGAAACCAGUCCCUGGAGAUUCCUGAGCCCUUGGAAAAGACGGAGGAAGCACAACCACAGCUGGAGGCCAGCCAGGAAAACCGGGAUUCAGGGAACGGCUCCGCAUUCCCGAGGCGCAUCCGGACCAGGAGAUCUCCCGAGGAACACACGGAAAAAAUCCCGUUUCCCAACCCUGUGGAAGAUCCCGGAGGAGCCAACGCCCCUUUCCCGGCGGCUCCGUCUCCCAUCCGUCCUCCCGGAGCUCCGGGAGCUCGGAAAUUCCCGGCGGGAUCCACGGAGGAGGGAACUAUCCCGGCAGAUCCCCCUUCCCGGGGCCAAAAGGGAGAAACGGGAGCUCCCGGAAUCCGCGGGGACAAAGGAGAAAAGGGACAGCCCGGAGAGGCGGGAAAACCCGGAGAAAAGGGCUCCAAAGGGGACACGGGAGAAGAAGGUCAGAAGGGAGAACCAGGAAUUGGGUUCAGAGGUCCCGUUGGUCAGGCUGGGCCACCUGGAUUUAAGGGCGAGCCGGGAGCCCCGGGACCUCCAGGAGCUCAGGGCAUCCAGGGCAUCCGCGGCAACGCCGGAAUUCCCGGAUCCCAGGGGGACAGAGGGGCUCCAGGUCUGCCUGGGAUGCCGGGACAGAAGGGGGAACGCGGGAGGAGAGGCCGGAAUGGAAUCCCUGGGCCCGCGGGAGCGUCGGGAUCGCCGGGAAAAGAGGGGAUUCCCGGGACACCUGGACCCAAAGGCAACAAGGGAGAAUCCGGCGUCGGAGCCUCCGGCCCCAGAGGUCCCCGUGGAAUUCCUGGCCCUCGGGGUGACGAGGGCAUCGUGGGACUCCGGGGUCCCGUGGGAAUGAUGGCUUCCCCCCCCGGGAAAGAGGGGUUGGGAUUUAUCCUGCAGGCCGAAUUCCCACCAGGAAGCCCCCACCCUUUAGCUGGAAUCAUCCUCCCCUUGGCCUCCUUCUCCCACAUCCCACCCGGAAUCCUUGGGAAGAGCCGAGAACUGUGA